Lampris incognitus (smalleye Pacific opah) is the source of this 2712-nucleotide messenger RNA. RefSeq names its product beta-1,3-galactosyltransferase 8 (gene b3galt8). NCBI's taxonomy places the organism in Eukaryota, Metazoa, Chordata, Actinopteri, Lampriformes, Lampridae. The coding region runs from base 204 to 1169 and encodes 321 amino acids. The record is from RefSeq and is a predicted model, not a curated record. Gene Ontology annotation, molecular function: N-acetyl-beta-D-glucosaminide beta-(1,3)-galactosyltransferase activity. Gene Ontology annotation, cellular component: membrane. The transcript has a single exon.
AGGCGUUUCCUGGUUCGUCUGUCGCCCUGCUGGGAGCGGCUGCUUUUCAAAACCGGAUGUAAAUACGCUGGUCGACAACGUGAGUCGGUGACUUUAAUUUAACCCACCGAGGUUUUACUAACCUGUAUAUUUAAUCCUCAGAGUUAAACGAAACCAAAACAGUGCGGGCUGCUGAAUUAACCUCCCCCCCCCCUCUCUUUACCAUGUGGACAACUUUUUCACGCAGGUUAGUGAACUUACUCGCCGUUUUACUUGCGCUCAUCCUGUGCUUUCACAUCUUGCAAAUUAAAAUCACAUUUAAUGCACCGAAACCAAGUCCAGUUCCUCCAGAACAACAUGCGGUUUUAUCACCAACAACGUACAAGUAUGUUCUCAACCAGCCUGCUGCAUGUGAAAACCGAAAGCCCUUCCUGGUUUUGAUGGUACCAGUUGCACCAGGCGAUGUUGCAUCAAGGGAGGUCAUCAGGAAAACGUGGGGCGCACCUGUCCCAGGUGUGGACACCCUCACUCUCUUCUAUGUGGGCCUCUCUAAGGAGGGUCUCAAUUCCUACGUCCAAGCUGACCUGCAGAGGGAAAGCAGAGAGCAUGCCGACAUUAUCCAAAUGGACUUUGUGGACAGCUACCACAACUUGACAAUCAAGACCAUGAUGAUCAUGAACUGGCUCACCACCCACUGCCAAGGUGCCUCGUACGCAAUGAAGGUGGAUGCUGAUAUAUUUGUAAACGUGUUUUACCUCAUUACACUGUUGGAUGGCCGCCCCAGGCAGGACUACAUCACAGGUUCAGUUAUUGCGGAUGGGAGACCACGGAGGGACAGCAAAAGUAAGUGGCAUCUGGCAAAGGAUUUGUACCCAGAGGACAGCUUCCCUCCAUAUGUAUCUGGUGCUGGGUACGUCUUCUCCACUGACCUGGCCGCAAAGAUCUCCAAGGCCUCCAGGUUUGUCAGGAUGGUUCCCCUGGAGGACGUCUACGUGGGGUUGUGUCUUCAUGUGCUCGGGGUCAGGCCCGUGUACUCCCAAAGUUUUCUGUCUCUGAGGAACCUCUUUGAGGUGCGGCGGCUGGAUUAUGAGAGGUGCACCUUUGCCCUGCGGGUCAUUGUCACUGGAUUCACCCCAUCCGAGUUGCUGUACAUUUGGCAAGACUUCUCCCGAGGCCAUCACAGUUGCUGAAACAGUAACAGAGGUAGGCAACCAUGUGCAAUGAGUAUGCAGGUUUCCAUUCAACCUAUAUGCACAUCACAUUAUUUACACAUUAGUUGUAGUGACUAGUUGUAUGAAAAUCCUGCAUACUAUUGGCAUUUCCGUGGCACAUGGUUGCCAAUGUCUGCAACAGAAGUAAUUUUUCCUGAAAUAUACAUAAUGCUGAUAGUUUCACACUGAAAGACGAUCGAAUAACCAAAGAAAUUCUCAGGAUAUGGCUUAAUUUAAAGGAUUGUUUUUGAAGUAAUAUUGGGGUGCAGAAACUUUUUUAGACAAAAUCUGAUGAAAUAGCUCAACAUUAAAGUGCAAUUACUACCCCGCCUUUGAAUGUAUUCUGAAUCAGUUCUGCUGGUUUACGUUUCAUGUUAAAGUUUUUCUGCAUCACAAAGAGCUGCUAAUCUGCAAUGUAUCAUUAUCGUAGCGAGAUGAGACCAUGCUGAUGGUUUUUAUAUAAAGCAUUUUAGGGCACUGUCACAACUUCUGUUGAGGGGAUAGAUGACUGUGAUUUGUUGAAUAAAUGAAUGUAAAAGAGAAUCUCUGAAAUAUAAUUGCAAAAAGAGAUAAUAUACUUUAUAUACACUUUAUAACCAGAGCUGCCUGUCAUAAAUGGACUGCUAUGAUGCAAAUGUGAUGAGUGGGUGUGAUGCUUGACCACACUUUCUGGGUGUGAUACUUUACCAUAAAAUCUGCUGGAAACCUCAUAUGGGAUUUGUGAGAAAAAUUGGCAAGAAGCAUUGGGAAAGGCAAGGCACCUUCUGGAUCAUAAAGCAUUGUACAUUCUGUAUUGUUCACUUGUAUUGCCAUAUUUGAAUUACGGCGGUAUGAGGGAACACCUACAAAAGCAACCUACAAUCUUUAUGUCCAUCCAUCCAUCCAUUAUCCAAGCUGCUUAUCCCAAUUGGGGUCGCGGGAUUGGGCGGCAGGCGGGGAGACACCCUGGACAAGCCGCCAGGCCAUGUGUACUACAAAUAAGAGCAAUAAGGUUAGUAAACAAUGUAAGAUAUAGGAAACACACUAAAAAAAUUUCAAAUUCACACGCUAUAAAGGUCAUGGACCUGGUAGAAUUCAAGACUUACAAAUGUUGUACAAAGCAAGAUAUAAUCUACAUCCUGGCAACAUACAACAAUUGUUCUCAGAUGGGCGGGGGGGGGUGCAAUUUAAGAGGAGAAUUGAAUUUUAAGAAACACUGUUAAUACCACUCGCAAAAGUAUGUUUAUUUUAAAUUAUGGGGUAAGUUUGUGGAAUGGUCAAGAUGAAGAACUCAAGGAAAGCACAAGUUUAAAUCAAUUCAAAAAGAGGUACAAGGAUGUGGAGGAGGUUUUGCUCCUCUCAUGUUUGUGACACCCACGGUGGACACUGUUAUUGUUGUUUCUUGGAAAUCAUUGUUAUUGUUUUCUUUGUCCAUGGAUGGUGCAAUUGUCAAAACGCCAAGAAGCGAUUCCUGCAUCAGAAUUAGGAAUAAGGUGGUUUUGGUUGAAAACAUUGUUAUUGUUACUGUGAGGUGUUUGCAUGU